This is a messenger RNA of Spea bombifrons (plains spadefoot toad), 796 nucleotides long. RefSeq names its product ryanodine receptor 3-like. Bases 1 to 600 code for a protein of 199 amino acids. NCBI's taxonomy places the organism in Eukaryota, Metazoa, Chordata, Amphibia, Anura, Pelobatidae. Gene Ontology annotation, cellular component: calcium channel complex; sarcoplasmic reticulum membrane; smooth endoplasmic reticulum. The record is from RefSeq and is a predicted model, not a curated record. The transcript has 5 exons. Gene Ontology annotation, biological process: calcium ion transport. Gene Ontology annotation, molecular function: ryanodine-sensitive calcium-release channel activity.
AUGAAGAAAAGGCAGUUGAAGCUGGGGAAAAGGCUACAAGAGAUGCAAAGGCACCUCAAAAAAGUUUGCUACAGACACGACUCCCAGAGUCUGUCAAGCUCCAGAUGUUACAGAUGUGAGCUCCUUCAUUACUUUUGCGAUUGUGAGCUGAAACACAGAGUUGAGUGCAUUGUCUCCUUUUCUGAUAACUUUGUGUCAAAACUACAGCACAAUCAGAAAUUCCGCUACAAUGAGUUAAUGCAGGCCCUUAACAUGUCAGCGGCACUGACUGCCAAGAAAACGCGGGAGUUCCGGUCACCUCCACAGGAGCAGAUUAACAUGUUGCUCAACUUCCAACUGCAAGAAAACUGUCCGUGUCUGGAGGAGAUACGAGAUGAGCUCUAUGAGUUCCACGAGGAUCUUCUUAUACAUUGCGGCAUUCCGCUAGAUGAAGAGGACGAGGAAGAGGAGGAUACUUCAUGGACAGGUCGGCUCCGAACAUUGGUAUACAAAAUUAAAGGCCGCUCAAAGACAGAAGAACAGGACCCAGCAGAGGAGGAGGAGGAAUACCCAACCACAUUGAAGGAGCUCAUAUCGCAGACCAUGGUGCGUUGGGCUUAGGAAGACCACAUCCAAGACCCUGAACUUGUGCGCAUUAUGUUCAGCCUUCUUCGUCGACAGUAUGACAGCAUCGGGGAGCUCUUACGGGCCAUGAGGAAAACCUACACCAUCAGCGCCGCCUCCGUGGAAGACACUAUGAAUUUGUUGGCUUCUCUGGGACAAAUCCGCUCUCUGCUCAGUGUCCGUAUGGGCAAAG